UAAGUGCAUGCAUGGCACUCGUCGUGCUCGUAAGACUAGCUCUGUGGCUUCUGGGCUCCUGCCUGGAGCUUGCCGCCCUAGUGCUCUUCCGGGGCCUCGCCCUCCUCGCCGUCGCCGCCGUCGACCUGGUCAGGCUGCCGGGGCAGGCGGCAGACGCGGCGCUCAACGCGACCAAGGGCGUGCUCGAAGCGGCGGUCGAGUUCGUCUUCGGCCUAGUUUGGGACGUGGCGGUGGCCGUCGUCUCGGCGUUUCUCGAGUCGCUCUGGAGCGCGGUGGCCGGCACGGUGGAGUUCGCCGCGUCUACGGUUGUGGAGCUCAUGGAGGCAGCACGGGACGGCAGCGAGGAGGCGGCCAAAGCGCUGACGGAGGCGCUGGAGGGCGCGGCGGAUGCGGUGGCCGGCACGCUGGUGAAGCUCGCGGAGAACUACACGGAUGCUCUUGUGCACCUCUUGCAAAACCUCGUCUGAUGGUACGACAUAAUGCAUAUGCCAGGCCACUCAUGUAUUGUACAUAGAUAUAGAUGUCAUUUGCUUUGGCACUCGCCUAAUUUUUCAAGGAGUAAGGUGCAAAUAUUCUUUAUUUUUUUCUUUUGGGUCGCAAUAUUCAUAUUUUCACGUGUGUUUGAGACAUUGUGAUCGUUUCAUAGUUUCCGGGUACUCUGACACGUAAUCUGUUGUAGUACGAUCUGCAAGUUAGUUCCUUUCCAUUU
This is a messenger RNA of Triticum dicoccoides, 709 nucleotides long. RefSeq lists its product as uncharacterized. The transcript has a single exon. Bases 12 to 467 code for a protein of 151 amino acids. Lineage: Eukaryota; Viridiplantae; Streptophyta; Magnoliopsida; Poales; Poaceae. The record is from RefSeq and is a predicted model, not a curated record.